Molecule: messenger RNA, 2952 nt
Organism: Brassicogethes aeneus
Lineage: Eukaryota; Metazoa; Arthropoda; Insecta; Coleoptera; Nitidulidae
Source: the annotation of a GenBank genome assembly
CACCUAACGCCAUCUACCUUAAAAAAUGCCAAGAACAUUGUGUCACACAGCCAACUGACAGCUCGAUAACCUUUUGUGAGAUGCCCUAUGUUUGUUUUCGACGGUGCAAUUUAAAAAUGCCAAAAAGGAAAUGUUGAAUUACCGGCUAUUUCACACCAGACCCAGGGAAGUGCAAUGUGAAAACUAAUGAGUAAUUUGCAGAAUAACGUUGGCACGGUCGGUGGCCAAAAAAUCUACCACAGCAUCAAGGAUCCUCCACUAUUUUUUGUAAUGAUGAGGUUUAAUGUAAAAGUGGUAUUACUGUUUAUAUUAUUAAUCGGCAUAUUUUCACUGCUCCUGUUGUAUUCUUACUGCGGUGUGGAAUCGUAUGCUUACAGAUCGAACAGUAAAUAUUUAAGUUUGUCACGAUUGGACAUGCAAGGAGCGGAAGAGAUAGAAUGCGACAUUAAUGGAGAAUAUGUGAUUGGUUGCCGGAAAGAAGGGGACGAGGUGUAUCUGCCUUUUUCGUUCUUGCACAAAUAUUUCGAGAUUUACGGCAAGUUAGCCACCUACGACGGUUUGGAGAGGUUCGAAUGGUCGCACAGUUACAGCAAAGUUUACCAUCCGAAGCAGGAAUACGACCCGAAAGGCGUUUUUAUGUACUUUGAGAACUACAAUGUCGAAGUACGAGAGAGGGUGAAAUGCGUCAGUGGUGUAGAGGGCGUGCCGGUAUCCACCCAAUGGGAGAGCAGUGGGUACUACUACCCCACCCAGAUAGCCCAGUUUGGGCUCUCGCAUUACAGCAAGAAUCUCACCGAACCUGAACCCAGGAAAAAAGUCAUCGAAGAUGCCGAAAAAGAGUACGCAAAAUGGUUUGUACCCACGACGGCCUCAGUGCAAAGAUUAUUCGAUAAAGAAUUAUCGAGCAGGAUACUCAAAUUUAGAACCAGCGAUAAUUACCGCGAAGGGGUCAAACUAAAAAUGGAUCAUGUUCUGGAUUUUGUGAUAAGCCUCAAUUUAAUUUUGAGUGAUAACAGUAGCUUAAGUGUUACACUACAAAACCGAGAAACCAAGGAUAUCUACAAUCUACACUAUAUUACUUCAAGUCUUCUUAUAACACUACAGGACAACAACGUUUACUACGGCAUAGGCAGCUCGGACGAGUGGAAAAAAAUGACGCGCGAUCUCAUCAUCGACCUGCAAAAGGGUCUCAGCUACCUGGACAAGGACAAGUCCAAGCACAAGAUCCCUCGGUCCAAACUGAAAAUCGUGCAGAUAGUCUUGCAGGGCUCUGGCGCCUUGGACAACCUGACCCUGUCCUCGUCGGAGCACAUACAACAGUUCUACGACGCAGCCGAGUGGUUCGUGAGGAAUCAGGACGGAAAGACCGGCGGGUGGGAGAUACCGGUCAAAAGGAAAUUAGCGGCAGGCUUCCGUGACCUCCAACCGGGAUGGUACUCUUCGAUGGGCCAAGGCCACGCCAUAUCCCUUCUGGCCCGCGCGUAUCACCACUCGGGCGGCGACACAAGGUACCUAAACGCAGCCCUCAACGGGCUAAAGCCUUUUAGAGUCCCGAGCAGCAAAGGCGGCGUGCUGGCCACCUUUUUAAACAAGUACCACUGGUACGAGGAGUACCCCACCAAACCCGCCUCCUUCGUGCUGAACGGUUUCAUCUACGCCCUGCUGGGUCUGUACGAUUUGAAGGUCAUAGCGCCGCCUGGAGAGGCGGACGAGGCUGAGUUUUUAUUCAACGACGGCAUGGAUUCCUUAAGGAACAUGCUGCCGCUCUUCGAUAUGGGCAGCGUUACUUCUUAUGAUCUCAGGCACUUCACCAUUCACACGGCGCCGAAUUUGGCGCGGUGGGAUUACCACGCGACUCACGUCAAUCAACUUUUGCUGCUGCAUACCAUAGACAGCGAUCCGCUGUUUGCCCAAACCGCCGAAAGAUGGAUCGGGUACAUGAGCGGUAAAAGGUCUGCGCAUAACUAAAGCCUGGUUCUAACAGAAAAGUAAUUUAAUUUAAGAUGUUAUUUAAUUUAACUUAAAAGUUAAAAACCCAACAAUCCUUAGUAACGUUCAUACAGUGAUGUAAUUUAAAACUUAAUUUAAUAGUUGGCCAACUUUUAUCUUUUAAAUUAAAUUACGUUAUUUCAAGGUUAUUUCGUAUUAUCUAACCUAUUUUGGGAGAAUCUAACCUAUUUUGUGUAAACGGUUUUAAUAAUAAGACAAAUAUUUCGAUUGUAAUUACCAAAGUAAGCCAUAUAUAUCUAAAACUUUAAGUUUUAGAUACAUUAAGUAAGCACUCUCAUUAAAAUAUUGUUUUUAAUUUAAAACACUAUUAAAUUACGUUACUUUUUGUAUGAACGCAAGUAAAUUAAAUUAAAUUACUUUUAAAGUUAAAUUAAAUUAUAUUACGUUAUUUCUCUGUUAGAACCCAACUUAAGACUUCUGAUAAUCUAGGCACCAACAUACGCAGUAUGUUGGUCAUUGAUUACACUUUUGAUAUGAGUAGUAGGUAUAUGGCACGCCGUUUUAACAUUUAUUAAAUAAUUUUAUAAUUUCUAAAUUUAUAAUAUUUUCAACUAUCAUGUAUUGCAAGACAAAAUUUACUAACCAACAGUUCACUUCUGUAUUAAACAAUAUUAUUUUCUAUCAAUUUUUGCAAACAUUUCUAAAAAUCAUUUUUUAAUAAAUAUAAUUUCCCAAGUAUAAUUUAAUUGGGUGGCAUUUGGUUAACUUAAAUAAACAUUUUAUAAAAUUAUUGAAAUUAAUUUGGUAAAGUUAAAUUUUUUAGUAUUUAAAACUAGUAUCAAGCCAUUUGAAAUAAAAACACAUAUAAAACAUUUUCUACCAAAAUAGUUUAAAAAGUUAAAUUUUUGUAAACUCAAAACUAUUGAUAAUCAAAAAAUAUUUUAAAUAUAAAAUGCAACUGUAAAAGUUUAAGUUUAAAAUUAUUAAUUUAAAAAAAAUGGA